Messenger RNA from Haemorhous mexicanus (house finch), 1083 nucleotides. RefSeq names its product serine/threonine-protein kinase PAK 1-like. The transcript is spliced from 10 exons. Gene Ontology annotation, molecular function: ATP binding; protein serine/threonine kinase activity. Lineage: Eukaryota; Metazoa; Chordata; Aves; Passeriformes; Fringillidae. Gene Ontology annotation, biological process: protein phosphorylation; intracellular signal transduction; regulation of MAPK cascade. The record is from RefSeq and is a predicted model, not a curated record. Gene Ontology annotation, cellular component: cytoplasm. Bases 1 to 1083 code for a protein of 360 amino acids.
AUGGGCUCUGAACCUGCUGCCGCAUCAGCAUUACCUCGAGGAAGCCCUUCUGUCAAACCUGGGAACUCGAGCUCGGGCAGUUCCUUCGUCUCUCCAAAACAGCAGACUGAGAAGGGGUACCUGGAGAUGCUGGGUGUCAGCACAGCUGUGGCCAUAAAGAAAAUAAAUCUUCAAGGACUGCAGAGGAAGCAACUAACAGUUAAUGAAAUCAUGAUCAUGAAGAGGAAUAGGAGUCCCAGUGUUGUGAAUUAUUUAGACAGCUAUCUUCUGGGUGAGGAACUCUGGCUGGUUUUAGAGUACAUGGACGGAGGCGCCCUGAGUGAUGUCAUCAGUGAGACCUUCCUGUCUGAAGAGCAGAUGGCAGCCAUCAGUCGGGAGUGCCUGCGAGGACUGGAUUUUCUUCACUCGAACCACAUCAUCCACCGAGAUGUGAAGAGCGACAACAUCCUUCUCAGAACAGACGGCUCUGUCAAGCUAGCUGAUUUUGGCCUCUCUACUCAGCUCACCCCUGAGCAGAAUAGACGGUGCACGUUAGCCGGGACUCCUUGGUGGAUGGCGCCUGAAGUGGUGACAGGUCAACCAUAUGGCCCCAAAGUGGACAUAUGGUCUUUUGGAAUUGUGGGAAUUGAAAUGGUAGAACGAGAACCUCCUUACUGCAACCAAAGUCCUGCCUCGGCUCAACGCCUUAUAGCCACAGUAGGGACCCCAAAGCUGCGACAUCCCAAGCUCCUCUCAGCUUUGCUGCGUGACUUCCUGAGCUGCUGCCUUCAGAAAGACGAGGAGGAGCGCUGGUCUGCCAUGGAGCUCCUGCAGAACAUCAAGGCAGAGCCACAAGCAGAGCUGCCCGAAGCUCAGAGUGACAUCAUGGCAUUGAAGAGAAAGAACAAGGAUGACAUGAGAAGAGUUCAAGAGGAGAAUCUCAAUCAGCAGAGGGGCGAUCAACAGAACCAGGCAGAGCUGCAGGAUUCGGAGGCUAGCAACAAGGUAAGGGAGAAGAGGCUGGAGGAAGAAAUUAAAAUCAUCAGAGAUAAAGCUAAUCGCCUCUCUCAGUCUCUACAAAAGCAAUCGGUGACUCCUGGCUGA